This is a messenger RNA of Puntigrus tetrazona (Sumatra barb), 1665 nucleotides long. It is a transcript of the gene nipsnap2, whose product is annotated as nipsnap homolog 2. The transcript is spliced from 10 exons. The record is from RefSeq and is a predicted model, not a curated record. Gene Ontology annotation, cellular component: mitochondrion. The coding region runs from base 80 to 925 and encodes 281 amino acids. NCBI's taxonomy places the organism in Eukaryota, Metazoa, Chordata, Actinopteri, Cypriniformes, Cyprinidae.
GCGCCCCCAGCGGCAGCGCCGGAGAACCGCAGCCGUUUAACUCCUUCCUCGCCUGCUGUUUGUGUCCUAUCGGUGGAAGAUGGCGACCAGAGUCCUUCAGAGUUCCUGCUCAGGCCUUCAUCAGGCCAGACACGGACACUUCACCGCUGUUAUCAGGGGCCUGUCGGCGUCCAGUAACCGGAAUCGAGAGGACAGCUGGUUCAAAUCCCUGUUUGUGAGGAAGGUGGACCCGAGGAAAGACGCUCACUCCCAUCUCCUCGCCAAGAAGGAGGACAACAACUUAUAUAAGAUCCAGUUUCACAACGUGAAGCCCGAGUGUCUGGAGGCCUACAACAAGCUCUGUGAUGAGGUGCUGCCGUCCAUCCACCGGGACCGGAGUUAUCCGUGUGAGCUGGUGGGCACCUGGAACACCUGGUACGGAGAGCAGGACCAAGCCGUGCACUUGUGGCGGUACAGAGGAGGAUAUCCGGCUCUGACUGAAGUCAUGAACAAACUGAAGAAUAACAAGGACUUCCUGGAGUACAGGAACGAGAGAGGGAAGAUGCUGCUGUCCCGCAGGAACCAGCUGCUGCUGGAGUUCAGCUUCUGGAACGAGCCGGUUCCCCGAGACGGACCCAACAUCUACGAGCUGCGCUCCUAUCAGCUGAGACCCGGGACCAUGAUUGAAUGGGGCAACUAUUGGGCGAGAGCCAUCAGCUACCGGCAGCACAACCGCGAGGCCGUGGGUGGGUUCUUCUCUCAGAUCGGAGACCUCUACAUGGUGCAUCAUCUCUGGGCGUAUAAGGACCUUCAGUCCAGAGAGGACACGAGGAACGCCGCCUGGCAGCACGAGGGCUGGGAUGAAGUCGUCUAUUACACCGUGCCGCUCAUCCAGCACAUGGAGUCCAGGAUAAUGAUCCCGCUCAAAGCGUCUCCGCUCCAGUAACGCCUCCAUCGCAGUCGUCACGUCUCGUCCCCUUGAGCUCCAGACCAGACCGCAUCUUCAGACACCGUCACUGCCGUGAUCAACGUCACACACAACACACUCAUUCUGAUCAUCCGAAGUUGCUGUGAGUUUUGAGGCAUAUCUGAGAUCUGCUGGUUGUGUUCUGCUAGGUUUGGUUUGGGUCUGUUAAAUAAAUAAUCAGAUGCAUUGAAUUAUCACAAGUGUAGAGUACAAACCCUUUUAGUUUGGUGCGCGAUACAUCUUUAAUAUUUCGAAACAAACAGCAUAUGAAUGCCUUAGUUAAUGGAGAUGUGUCCGAGCUGAAUAUCAUCAGAAAACAUUGACUGUAUGAAAGCACUGUAACCGCGCUCGAGUGCCGCAAUCUCUUCAUGUAUUUAUUGCAUAUUUAUAAGCUGUAAAUAUAAACCCAACAUAAAGAGGAUGUCAUGUUUUUGUGAAACUGGAGCUGGACGAGACCGCGGGCAAAAUUAACUUUUUGUUUUUGUUUAGAAACUGUUUUUUUAGUUGCUGUAUUUUUAUUCUGUUUGUGUCCACAUAGACGUGCUUUUUAAAUGCCUUUCUUGUGUUGUGAAGCGUCUGCAGCUUCUGGAUGAAGCUGUUCACCGACAGAACCGCUUUUGCGUGAUCGCAGCAUGCUCAGUCUACUGAUCCCGCGGGAUUCAACGGCACGAGAUGUCUCAAAUCAAUCCAAUACUGUAAUAAAUCAGAGAUGAUCGUUC